Arachis ipaensis is the source of this 1845-nucleotide messenger RNA. Lineage: Eukaryota; Viridiplantae; Streptophyta; Magnoliopsida; Fabales; Fabaceae. The record is from RefSeq and is a predicted model, not a curated record.
UGGUUGUGGCAGAUGGUGAAUUUGUCGUGGGGAUGGAAUUUAGUUCUCGCGAAUUUGUGAUUGCAGCAGUUAAAGAUUAUGCUAUCCGAAGAGGCGUAGAUUACCGGAUGUAUGAAUCAGAACCCCAAACAUUCUAUGCCAAAUGUACACAGUACGGAACAAGUUGUAAUUGACUGAUUAGGGUUAGCAUGAUCCAGAUGAAGUAUUGUUCAGAAAUUAGAAGAUAUAAUGGUAGUCACACUUGCACUAGAUCAAGUAUUUCUCAAGACCAUUUCAAGCUGGAUUCAAUCAUAAUUGCAGAAGCCAUUAAGACAUUGGUAGAAGCUGACCCAUCCAUAAAGGUAAAAUCUGUCAUUGCUGAAGUUCAAUCAAAGUUUAAUUACACUAUAAGUUAUCGGAAAACAUGGUUGGCAAAGCAGAAGUCAGUAGAAAAAAUAUUUGGAGGUUGGGAGGCUUCCUAUGAAGCUCUGCCUAUAUGGUUUGAAGUCAUGUGUGCUAAGGAGCCAUCAGCAGCCGUCCACUUUGAGACCAUGCCUUGUUAUCAGGGGGAUGACUUGGUUCCUAAUAUUCGGGUGCUACAUCGGGUUUUCUGGAGUUAUUACCCUUGCAUUAGAGCAUUCAGGCACUGCAAACCAGUUGUACAGGUAGACGGGACUCAUUUAUAUGGAAAAUAUAAGGGUUGUCUGUUGGUGGUAGUUUCACAGGAUGGAAACAACAAUAUAGUGCCCAUUGCAUUUGCUAUUGUCGAGGGUGAGACUUCUGAUGCGUGGUAUUUUUUCCUUAGUAAUUUGCGACGACAUGUGGUGACACGGGAUGGUGUGGGCUUUAUCUCUGAUCGACACGAUUCUAUAAGUUCGGCCGUGGAACGCAAUAAUGGAGCUUGGUCGCCUCCGAGAGCUUUCCACAUGUUCUGCAUCAGGCAUAUAGAGUCUAAUUUUUUGAGAAAAUUUAAGGCACCAUAUCUCCAAAAGCUUAUCGUCAACAUAGGAUACUCUAGGACAGUGCGCGAAUACUAGUUGCAUUACGAACGUUUACGCGAGCGGGGUGAAGCAUACACAAGGUGGCUGGACAGAAUUCCUCGUGAACAGUAUGCUUUGGCAUUCGAUGGUGGAUAUCGAUGGGGUCACAUGACUACAAAUUUAGUGGAGGUGCAUUAAUUCGGUAUUGAAGGGGGCGCUUAAUCUCCCAGUCACUGCACUUGUAAAGGCAACAUUUUACAGACUGAAUGAGUUAUUCACCAGGAAAAGGGCUGAAGCGGAGGCUCGAAUUAAUGCUGGUUAUGUGUUUUCAGAGACCGUGACCUCUAAAUUGCAUGCAAAUCAACGCGCAGCCGGGAACAUUCAGGUUAAUUUCACAGGCUCAUGAAUUAGGACAUGACUAUAUCGGUUGGUCUACUGCAUUAUCCAAAAUCUGUGUGUGACAGACCAAUCCAAAUUUUUGGGUCCGGUCAAAAUCUUACCAUGUUGGCCAUCUAGAGACCUCUCCUGAUGUGGCACACCCUGUACGAACCCAAAUCGUCUCCUACACCUAUCGGUUGCAUACCACUCAAGAGUCUCAAACGAUAUCAAUGGUAUCGUUGCACUCCAAAUUUCUGAUUGACUACAGAUGUCUUCUGGAAUGACAUCUGCCUCUAUCCGAUCAACGUCGUAAGCUUCCCAAACAAACUGGAUUGGAUAAAAAAAUAUUAUUAAGCACUACAUAAUACGAAGGCAUCAAGAAACAUGUAUAUCCAGAUGUUUCUAUAUCAAUGGAUGAGAAUACACCUGACCUUCCUGAACUUCAUCUAACAAUCCCCUAAAAUAAGCAACAGUAUGAUAUCUAUAUUGCCAAUUAUGAUGCUCCCAG